Messenger RNA from Owenia fusiformis, 1094 nucleotides. Lineage: Eukaryota; Metazoa; Annelida; Polychaeta; Sabellida; Oweniidae. The record is from the annotation of a GenBank genome assembly.
UUAAGAAGGAUGGUAUUUCUUUCUUAGCUCAACUGGGCGAACUGAUCCAGGGAAUUGUGAUUCUGUGUAUCAUGUGCUUUCGACAAUUUGUGGUAGCCUUCCUACUUUUGUCUCUAACGGCAGUUGUUUUGUGCUUACGAUCCACUGAAGAAAGAGCAGUGUAUGCCAGCUCUAUUAAAAGGCCCAGGCAAGCUGCUGGUCUAAGGAAAGGAUCACGAACUUCCUUUCAACCAUCAACAAUUGUAAAGAAUUUACGUCGAUCGCAAAUUCGACGUAAUAGCAAUGAAGUUGGGUUAAAGAGUUUAUUUUUCUUUUGUACAACGGAAUGUGGUAAAGGGCAAUAUUGCAGCAAGCUAGGUUUCUGUCGCCCACUGAAGUUUGAUGGUGUAACGUGUAAAAAGGAAGAGCAAUGCUUAAGUGGUAUCUGCUUGGACAGUGAAUGCAAGGCUUGUAAUGUAGAUGAUGACUGUCCAAGUAAAGGAAAACGUAUGCACAGACUAGACGAUGAACAAAAGAAGUAUUGCCAAGAAAACACCUGUGUGGCAUGUGUACAGGAUGAUCAUUGCGAAACUGGACAGGUGUGUGCGAGUGACAACACAUGUAAAGAGUGCGACUCAGACGAUGACUGUAGCGAAGAUAACGUUUGUUCAAAAACUGGAGCUGAAAAUAGGUGCGCCCAAUGUUACAAUGACGACCACUGUCAAGACGGUCAAAGAUGCUCCUAUGGACAUUGCGUAGAAUGCCUAGAGGACAUCGACUGUGCUAGUGGCCGCUGCCAGUCAACACGCUGCGAGGCUCCUGUGUGUAAAGGAUCGUGUACGUCUAAUUCAGGCUGUAUAUCAGGCGUGUGUUACAUAAGGACAUCUUUUUUCAGGGGUUCAAGGACAAGAUUAUUUGGUCAUUGUGAACCUUGUGAAAUGGAAUAACUAGAUAUAGAAUUGUUGAACUUAGACUGAAACUAUUUGUUACAAAUAGAAAGGUUGAUAUACCAGGGAUAUAUAGAGAUUAUCCACCAUUUGGUUCGAGAUAUUGGGAUUAUCUCGAGGCAUAUAUAUAUUUUAUUGGCCAUGAGAUAAUCCCAAUAUCCUGAACCG